AUUGCUCGUACGCCUCAUAUCAAAGUCGUGUUUUGCGGAAGGUCCAUCAAAACAAAGUGAAAUGUCAAAAAACAUUGAAAUUGUAUUCGUAGCUUCUUAGAAAAAUUUAAUAAAAUCACCAUUUCUUGCAAUGGAAAAGGACGGAUGUACAUUGCUGUCACUGAGACAGGGCAUCACCGACAACAAUUUACAUGUUAAAGCAAUUAUUCAGGAUAUUUUGGUGUUUCGUGGAAGUUUAGCUGAAUUGGAGAAUUUAAACGAAGCCGGACGAGCAAAGCUGUCGGCACUCCGUAAAUACAUCUCACAACUAGAUAAUUGGGCCAGUGAUGAAGGCGAUCCAAAGAUUUCGAAAGAGGUGGAGCUGCAUCGUGAUCAGCUUUCCAGAACACUUCAAGCAUUUCGCAAAGCAAAUAUAUCGACGAGACUAGAAAUUGAGAAAAUCGACAAGGAGGAACUACUGUCCAAUCCACAAACUGAAAUGAGACACCGAAAUACGGCGAAGCACAGUCGGUCUAGUUUAGUAUCGCAACAAGACAGUGUGACAGAGAAAAUGUUAGCCAUAUCACGACAUUUAUCGGAGACCACACAGAAAAGUGCCGAUACUCUGGAAACACUGGUUGCAUCAUCUGCUAAUGUUGAAGGCACUCGGGAUGAAUUACAAGCGACGGCCGGAACAAUAUCACAAUCCGGAAAGUUGUUGCAGAAGUACGGUCGUCGUGAAUGUACCGAUAAGAUUUUGCUAUUUUUUGCAUUUGCAUUUUUCAUCGCUUGUGUUCUAUACAUCGUGCAGAGAAGAUUAUUUUAGUCGGCCUAAUUGUGAUAAAAUUAUUAAUU
Bradysia coprophila is the source of this 834-nucleotide messenger RNA. It is a transcript of the gene Sec20, whose product is annotated as vesicle transport protein Sec20. Gene Ontology annotation, cellular component: endoplasmic reticulum; SNARE complex. Lineage: Eukaryota; Metazoa; Arthropoda; Insecta; Diptera; Sciaridae. Gene Ontology annotation, molecular function: SNAP receptor activity. Gene Ontology annotation, biological process: retrograde vesicle-mediated transport, Golgi to endoplasmic reticulum. The record is from RefSeq and is a predicted model, not a curated record.